AGUUACUUCCCUUUCGAAAUGCUGUUGUGAUUGUUGUGAUGAGUGAAGCUGAAAUGAUAGUUUAGUAAUGCAUACAUUGUCAUGUAGAGUAGAUCUAGAUCUAGUUAGUUAUCUGAUUCGUUCUCUUCCUGUGAAAUAUAUUUAGCUUAGGUUAGCAUUUGUCUUGUUUUCUUGCUGGAGGAAGCUGCAUGAAGUUCCUUGUUUGAGACCAGUCAAGUGAGAUGGAGAUAUUCUUGAACCUGUCUUGUGACUUACUUUACUUUAGACUUUAGGUAGCUCUAUUAAAUUACUGAACUAUUAGCUAGGAGUCACAUAGGUCUAGAAUCUACUGUGAACCUUGGACUUAUUUUAGAAAUUCUGACCGUGAAGUUGCCCAUGACACUGGUGGUCAUCUCUGUACUACUGAUUUAUUACUAAUUCUUAAAGUUAAAGUGAAAAGUUUCAGUUUUGGGUGUACCUUCUUUGUUUCUGUACACAGCAGAGAGACUCCUGACUCAGAAGAAGUAGGCCUAUUCUCGGUAAUCUCAGCGUAGAUCUACUGCUACUACUACUCGUAUUAAUACUAUAGCCCCACUGUGCUGCUGUAUACAGCAGGCUACGCUAAAUUAAAUUUCGUUGUGAGGUUGUCAUUGUGCAGUCUAGAUUCUAGUACAACAAGUCAACAAGUCUAGAUCUAGAUCAAGAUCAGCUACUCCUCCCUAACUAGUGGACUAGACUCUCUCUACUAGGGGCAGUCAGUCUUUGAUUUCUUUUUUAUUUAAAAAUCGAAUCUGAAGAUAAAAUUUGUUUGUUGAUUGUGUGAGAGAGAACCCAAUAGUAGGGACAAAUAAAGCAAGGGAGAUCUGACUGACACUGAUUCACUCUCAAGGAACCCACACAAAUUAUAUCAGGGGUACAGCUCCUGGUCAGACAGUGGUCGUCAUGUCUAGUGAUGUCCCCUUCUCCAAGGCCUUUUGGAUCUCUGGCGCCGUCGCCAUGGGUACAGGACUGGCUUACCUGUUGUAUCAACACUAUACCUUACUGCGGAAGCAACAAAAUUUAUCCAUUCAGAACGCUAUCCUCUCUGAAAAAUUAAUCAGGCUGGAAAGCGAUGUGAGGCGUUUGAGAGAAACUCUUCUGGUAGCUUCUUCCUCCUCAGAGGAUAUUGAAGAGAUUUUCGUGGAUGCUUCAGAUGUUGCAAGUGAUGACAGGGACACUGUGUCCCACCCAGCCCAUACUGGCACUGACAGGACUGUUACUAAAGUAGCCUCUGAAGAGGAUGUUCAAGAUGUCCUUGCAAGAGUGGAAAACAAAAUGAAUAUUGGAGGCAUUGAAAAUUUUCGGACUUCGUAUGAAACCAUUUCCCUCUUGGCUGACAAGCAUCCGGAGGACUGUGAGCUCCAAUGGAAAUUGGCAAAAAGUGGGUUUCUGUUGGCGACCGAAGAACUAUUUGUAAACCCAGAGAGUACCCGAGAGUCGCAGCGGCCCAUCAUGGAAAAGUCACGGGAAGCUGCUCAGAUCGCUCUAAAGCUGAACCCACAAUGUGGGGAGGCACAUAAGUGGAUGGCAAUUAUAAUUGGUAGUGCUACUCAAUUUUUACCGGCCCAAGAACAGAUAAAAAGUGCUUACUUGAUAAGGGAACACAUAACUGCAGCAAUCCGAUACAUGCCCAAUGAUUCCCUGGUCCAUCACAUGAUGGGUCGUUGGUGCUAUUCUGUUUAUAUGUUGUCAUGGGUAGAACGAAAAGUAGCAGCUGCUUUGUUUGCCGAGCCCCCAACGGCGACUGUUGACGAUGCUUUGAAAUAUUUUUCGAAGGCGGAUGAAUUGAACCCCAAUAGUUCGGUGGAUAAUGCUCUGUAUCUUGCAAAGUGCUAUAUUGCAAAAAGGAACUACAAGUCUGCAGCUAAAUGGCUUCAAGAAGGUGACAUGAUGACAGCAUCCUGUCGAGAUGAUCGAAAGUCCCUAGAAGAAAUCCGGGAGCUGUUACCAAAGUACAUUUCGUACUUGUGAGGGGGGAGCCUGUGACUGCCCUCACCAUUGUGCUGCUGUUUGCUGAUGCCACGUGGGUGUUGGACUCGACUUCUUGCUGACCUGGUUUCUUCGCCUGGAUGUUUUUCUAGAACGGGAAGGGAAAGAGAUGAAAUAUUUAAUGUGCCAUGAAUGGAAAACAAAAGUUGUUGGUUCAUGUGCAGAUUUUGUUCAAUGGUUCUUCCAGAAUGUUUGUGUCAAUCAGAAUUUUUAUAUUUCAACGUAUUCUACAAAGAAAUUUUUCAUGACUUGGAUUUAGAUGUUUUGUGCAUUUGCGUGGUUUUCUGAUGAUGUUCUUAUAACGUCUGCAUUUAGGGAAGUUUUAAUCAAAAUGAUCAAAUCUUUGUCUUCAGUGCAUACUUCUGCUUUUAUGUUGAUGAAAGGUUCAACAUGUGCGUCAAAGGUGUAGACUUGUCUGAGGUCUUUUUGAGUAUGGUUUAUUUUAAAGAGGUUCUAUUGCUUCCUAGCUUGUAAGACUGGAAACCUAAUGUUUCUUCUGUUGUUGUGGUGCUCAGAUAACCCACACUUUGUAAUGAAGGAUUUUUUGACAUUUUAAAGAAACUAGUGAACUGUUUAUAUCAAACCCUGGGAAAGUCAGGCGGAAAAUACACAACCUUUAAAGGAGAUACAACGUGUAAAACAUGGAACAUACACUUUUUAUGAAUUUGAAAUUGUGUUGUUUUUUAAAUCAGUUUUUCUGUCUGAUUAUUAUAAGAAUUGUCCUUAGAUUUACUGAAAAUGUUUGUAAAUGUUCUGUAUGGUCUUUUGAAGUUCUUGACCCAAGAAAUCAGUGAAAAUAUGUCUUCUUGGUCCCCAAACUCACAGAACAACAUACACACACUGUGGCAGGUAUGGUUUAAAACUUUCAUUUCCCUAUUUUCCAAUUCCAUAGAUUAUAUCACUUCUGUGACAAAACUGACCUUAAAUGUCCUGGAAAUAAUCCCCCCCCCCUCCCCAAUUUGGCAUGGAAUGUCUUUUUACAGUUUUGAAAUAGGAUAGCUCAGCAUAUCAUGGUGGUAAUUUUUUUUUUUUUUUCAUGGUUUGUUCAGAGCAUCGUGAUAUUUUGUUUAUCCUUAAAUUAAAAUAUGAUAGUUCUUAUGCUCAGGACAGCUGUAGGACAAUAAGUUAUGUGUUACAAUAACCAUAUUAAAGCCAUUUUUUCUAAUGCUUUGAUGGUUUGUGAUAUGAGAAAUCGGUGCCAUGCGACUUUCCCACCUGUGAGCUCGGAUUUUUUAAACAUUUGCACUUAGAUGGAUUGAAGGUUUGCUUUGAAGUAUUGGAGACUGCUAUAAUUGUUUUCAGUAUCUUUUGGUUGUUAUUUUUGCUUUAGUACAUUUGUACUAUGACGGAUUGAAGGUUUGCAUUGAAAUAUUGGAGACUGCCAUCAUUGUUUUUAGUAUCUUGUGGUCUAAAUUGAGAGACAAGUUCAAAGUUCUGGGACUGCCGCUUUGCCACUUACAUGUGGUAGUAUAUUGUAGGUUGUAUUGCAUCGAAUCCGCUUCUUAUAAUAUGUUAUGUACACGUUAUAUGAUGGUAUGCCGAUUAGUUAUCCACAUUUUAACACUUGACAGUGAUCAUGCACAUGGUCUUUUUUCCUCUUGAUUUCUUUUUUUUUUUCGCUUUGACCAAUUUUUUAUUCUCCUGUUUUGAACCUAAAAGGAAAAUGGACAUUUUUAUGUGUAUGACUAAUUGGCAUAAAUUCUGUCUUCAUAUGUUGGAAAUGAAUCAUUCUCGCCUGUGAUAUGAUGUCAAAGUAUUAUUAUUAUACUAAGUUUUUUUUGUAUUCUGGUUAGGUAAUGACAUUCUGUUAUUGGUGAUACAUUAGGUUAGUCAAAAGGAUAUGCAAUGUCACUACAGUUAGACCUGCCUCUGCGGUGCAAUGGUAAGUCUCAUCUACUGACAUGUAUAGCAAAAGAAAACGAUUUUGAUUCCUAUUUGGAGACGAGAUAUAUAUCUGGCAUUCUGAUAAAAUGGGUACUGACAAAAUCAGUUGCUUCUUGGAUUUCAGCCUGAUGGAAAUAGAUAGAUAGGUCAAAUUUAUAUAGGUUGAGUUUUCAAAAUUUAUUAUUAGUAUGAAGUGAUAGAAAAUAUGUUAAGGUUGAAGAGAAUGGCAUUGGUUUAGAAUCCUAUAUAAAUUACCUUUGUGUUGAUUUUUGGCGGAAAUCUCCAUUCUUGGAUUGCGAGAAGUAACUCAUUUUGUCAGCAUGUUUCACAUUGUCUUUGCUUUCCUGCUAGAUGUAGUUUCAUACACUGCUCACUCUGAUCAUUUUUAGGGAGAGAGGGUAGAAGCAGUCCUUCUCCUCCUCCUCCUCCUCUAAUGGUCUAAAUAGUGUUGAGUGGGGUGCAAAACUUUGACGUUAUUUACGUUAAUUCCCACAGUUUUAGUCUUGCUGUGGGGGUUGAAACCGGUGCCCUUUGGUUUACUGUCACGUAAUAGAGCUUGUGGUGGGCUAGGUUUGUGUGAGUGGGUGGUUGGUGGGUGCUCUGAUGUGGUUUAGUCCUUCUUUCUUAUCGAACAUCUUAUGUCCUUAUCUUUCUUUUUUCUUUUUUACGUUUGUUAU
Molecule: messenger RNA, 4568 nt
Organism: Aplysia californica (California sea hare)
Lineage: Eukaryota; Metazoa; Mollusca; Gastropoda; Aplysiida; Aplysiidae
Product: regulator of microtubule dynamics protein 1
Exons: 11
Coding region: 922-1989 (355 amino acids)
Cellular component (GO): mitotic spindle pole; cytoplasm; spindle microtubule
Molecular function (GO): microtubule binding
Source: RefSeq, a predicted model, not a curated record